Dovyalis caffra is the source of this 1146-nucleotide messenger RNA. NCBI's taxonomy places the organism in Eukaryota, Viridiplantae, Streptophyta, Magnoliopsida, Malpighiales, Salicaceae. The record is from the annotation of a GenBank genome assembly.
AUGGGCUAUAAUUGUAAGACUCCUUGGGAAGUAGCUGAACUGGAAAAACAAAGCAGUCCUCGCUUUACUCAAAUUACGGUGUCUAGCAGCUUAAGAGUACCUCAGGCUACAGGAUAUUGUUCAGUAGACUUAAAGCUUGGCAAUUCUGGUGAUUUCAAGGACAAGUUAUUGGACAAGUAUAAGGAUCUUGGGGGCUCUUUAAUGGAAUCAUCUUCAUCUGGAUCAUCAAAGAGAGCUAGGACACCUAACAAUGCAACCCAAGUCCCCUCAUGCUUGGUUGAUGGAUGCACUUCAGACCUUAGCAAAUGCAGGGAUUACCAUCGGAGACAUAAAGUCUGUGAGUUCCACUCCAAGUCCUCUGAGGUUUUUAUUAAAGGUCAGGAACAGCGGUUCUGCCAGCAGUGCAGCAGGUUCCAUUCGUUGGGGGAGUUUGAUGAGGGAAAGAGAAGCUGCAGAAAACGCCUUGAUGGACAUAACCGGCGUCGAAGGAAGCCUCAGCCAGAUUCACUUUCAGUAAAUUCUGCAAGGGUAUUUUCCAACCAAGGUACUAGAUAUCUACAAUUUGGUGGCUCUCAAAUAUUUUCAACCAGUGCUGCGAGCACUGUUUGGACCGGAGCUGCAAAAGCUGAGAGUGAGCCAAUGCUUUAUGCUAGUCAAUCCUCGAUGAAUUUCAAUGGUAGAAAAAAUCUUCUUCCUGUUUCCUUGUCUCCCAACUAUAAAGGAGGAAAGCAGUUCCCUUUCUUACAAGGCACUAGUUCCACACUUCUUGGGGAUUCUGUCCGUCUCAAUGCCAAUUCCACAUUAGGAAACAGUGGCAACAGCCAAAAAAUGUUCUCUGCUGGGUUAAUAAACCGAGUCAUUGACUCCGACCGUGCUCUCUCUCUUCUGUCAUCACCACCAUCUGAGACUCGGGAAAUUGAUUUCAGUCACGUAGUGCAACCUGACCUGAACCCUGCUGCUCAUUCCUUGAUCCCAAGCUUGAGCUAUAAUGCCCUUGAAUUGGAAAGUGAGCCAGCACGAUCUGUUUUGGUAUCUUCUGAUGGGAGCAGCAACGCCAACCUCCAUGGUCAGCAUAUGUUUCAGAAUGGACCUGAUGGGUCAUCUGCAAGUGGAUCUCAUCAGACACUUUCCUUCUCCUGGGAGUAG